Molecule: messenger RNA, 1599 nt
Organism: Guillardia theta CCMP2712
Lineage: Eukaryota; Cryptophyceae; Pyrenomonadales; Geminigeraceae
Exons: 4
Coding region: 1-1599 (532 amino acids)
Source: RefSeq, a predicted model, not a curated record
AUGCGUGCUGGUGGUUCAUGCAGUGACCGCAUCCUCGUCGGUGCCGUCAUUACCUGUGUGCUCUUCGCUUCUUUGCUGGAGGACGUUGGGGGCUGGGAGGAUGCGAGGAGAGCACAGCAUGGCUCCUCCAUGAUGGCGAAGCUGCGACGGAUCGGAGACGCUCGGGAGAGGAGGAGCGAGUGCGACUGGCUGGACGAGAGGAUGAUGCUGAGGGGGGGGACGAGCGGGAUGGAGGAGAGCAGGGAGCAGGAGAGCCAAGGGCGGGAGAGCAGGGGAGGGGGAGCCGAGACAGUAGAUGGCGGGACCAAACGAGCAGCAGGUACUGGGAAGUUGCCGGAAAGAAAGAGGACGAAAGGAGAAGACGGCUCGGGGAGGCCGCGAACUGAUUGGACGCAAGCAGGGAGGAGCAAGAGAGUGAUUCGAAUCCCGAGGGAGCUGAUGAAGAACAUGCGGUUGCUGUUGAAGGACGUCGGGGCCAAGGGGAUCGAGGAGGAGGAGGCGGUAGAGAAGUACCAAGAUAUGUACAGUGAGGACCUAAGGACGGUGAUGAUGAUGGAGAUGAUGAUGAUGGAGAUGAUGAUGAUGGAGAUGAUGAUGAUGAUGAUGAUGAUGAUGAUGAGGAUGAUGAUGAUGGAGAUGAUGGAGAUGAUGAUGAUGAUGGAGAUUAUGGAGAUGGAGAUGAUGAAAAUGGUGAUGGUGGUGGUUCUGGCGGCGGCGGUCGUGGGAGUGAUGGUCUUCAGCGACGUUCUCUCCCUCAAGCUCUUGCAGAGCGUGAGGCGGUCAGAGGCAGCAGCUGUCAAGACCUUCUCCUCCUCCUUCAUCGCCGUCCCCGUCGCUGACGUCGAGCGGCUCUGGAAGCAGCUCUCCCCGUCUUCCUCCGCCGCCUCCUCCCCCAGCUGGACUCUACCUGGGAACGUGGCGGAUGAUCCCAGGAAGCUGCGGCAGCUCUUCGACGAGGGGCUGGUGAAGUUCACGCCAGCUGGAGGAGACGACGACGCGUUCAUCAUCCAGUACGCAUGGGAGAGCGACGGGUGGAUCGUCAGCAACGACAACUACCGAGAGUUCAAGGCAGCAGCCCAGGAGGGCUGGCAGCCGGACUGGCUGACGAGGAGGAAAAUCUUCUAUGCCUUCCUAGGAACCACCUUCAUCCCUACCGCUCCUAAGAUCCUCCGCAAGCCCCCGCCGGACUACGCGCCGCCGCCGCUGCCUCCUCCUCCUCCUUCCUUGCACCCCCCUGUCACUUCACUCCCUGCUGGGUUAGGUGAGGACGUGGAGGGGAUGGAGCUGGAGGCCCAGGUGAUGCACAAGGGCCGGCUGGAGCGACUGGCAGCGAUGGAGGAGGAGGUGGAGGAGGAGCAGCUGCUGGAGCUGCCUCCCGACCCUGGUGCUCAGCUCAGCCCUGACGUCUCCUUCCUCUCCCAAGAGCUCUCGAGCUUGCGGCAAGACUUCGCCGUGCUGUCGCAGACGGUGGUGGAGGAGCAGAGGAGUCAAGGGGCCAAGAUCGACGAGCUGCUGACGCUGGUGCGGGGUAUGCAGCAACAGCAGCAGCAGCAACAGCAGCAGCAGCAGCAGCAGCAGCCCGUGAUGGUGAGCUGCUGA